Manduca sexta (tobacco hornworm) is the source of this 1195-nucleotide messenger RNA. Its product is annotated as abasic site processing protein HMCES. The record is from RefSeq and is a predicted model, not a curated record. Gene Ontology annotation, biological process: DNA damage response. The transcript has 5 exons. Gene Ontology annotation, molecular function: single-stranded DNA binding. Bases 203 to 1159 code for a protein of 318 amino acids. NCBI's taxonomy places the organism in Eukaryota, Metazoa, Arthropoda, Insecta, Lepidoptera, Sphingidae.
CAACACUGAGUCUCAGACCUAUUAUAAUUCUCUUUGCUCAGACCAAUCAAUUCGUGCCAAUCAAAUGAGCUGUUUGUAAAUUAGUCUUAUUUAUAAAUAAUAAACAGAAUAGCUUUACAAAAGUAUGUCAUUUAAAAGAAAGCAAGGUCUUUCCUGCUAAUAAAAAUAUCCGAAAUCUUCUAAAUAAAAAUAAUAUCGAAUAAUGUGUGGUCGAACCGGUCUUUCACUCAAUAAGGAUCAAGUCCAAUGUGCUUGUAGCUACAAACCCAAAGGGGCCAGCGUGUAUAAAAAGCCAGAUUGGUUGCCGGAGCAUAAUGCCGGAAAAGAAUACAAACCAUCCUACAAUAUAGCCCCAACAGAUGUUACUCCUAUUCUUAUCUCUUCAAGUAAAUUUAAAAAUGCAACAUCUGGCAGCAGACUGUUGAAACCGAUGAUGUGGGGAAUAAUACCGCCAUGGCAUAAGGGCGAGUAUAAUACUCACAAGUUGACUACAAAUAAUUGCCGUUUGGAAAGUAUUAAAAGUUCAAAACUUUAUGGUCCAAUUCUGAAAAAUGGAGGCAGAUGUAUAAUUGUUGCAGAAGGUUUCUAUGAGUGGCAAACAACCAACAAAUCAGCCAAAGUUAAGCAACCAUAUUAUAUAUAUGCCCCUCAAAAUGAUAACACAGUGAUUGAUGAUGCAAGUACAUGGAGAAAUAACUACAAUGAGGAAACUGGGUGGGAUGGAAUAAAUCUUCUACAUAUAGCUGGUUUGUACGAUAUAUGGCAAAAUGGUGAUAAAAUCAUAUAUGCAUACUCUGUAAUUACAAUGGACUCAAAUGAAACAUUGAGUUGGCUCCAUUCUAGAAUGCCUGCAAUUUUAGAUACUCAAGAUCAAAUAGAUGCGUGGCUGGACACUGAGAAUGUUAAUCCAGAUUUGGCUCUUGAGCAUUUAAAACCAGUUAAAUUAUUAUCAUGGCACAAAGUAUCUACGACUGUGAAUAACUCAAGAAAUAAAUCCGAUGAUUGUAAUAAAAGGAUGAAAGUUGAAGAGAGUAAGAAAUCGCAAAAAUCUUUAACUGCUUGGCUCACAAAACCAGAAAAGAGAAAAGUUUCAGAUGAAUGUAAUCGACAAGUCAAGAAAAUAAAAAUUGAAUCGUGUACAAAAUCCAACAGUUCAUAAUAAAAUGUUGAAUCCUUUUAUAAGACUAAACCAUUA